Molecule: messenger RNA, 2751 nt
Organism: Myotis brandtii (Brandt's bat)
Lineage: Eukaryota; Metazoa; Chordata; Mammalia; Chiroptera; Vespertilionidae
Gene: NOL10
Product: nucleolar protein 10
Exons: 21
Coding region: 1-2025 (674 amino acids)
Biological process (GO): maturation of SSU-rRNA from tricistronic rRNA transcript (SSU-rRNA, 5.8S rRNA, LSU-rRNA)
Cellular component (GO): nucleus; small-subunit processome; 90S preribosome
Molecular function (GO): protein binding
Source: RefSeq, a predicted model, not a curated record
AUGUACAAGAAAAAUAUCCAGAGGUGGCUUUCUGACAGGAAGAAGAGAGCACUACAGAAGAAAGAUGUGGAUGUCCGGAGGAGAAUUGAACUUAUUCAGGAUUUUGAAAUGCCUACUGUUUGUACCACUAUUAAGGUUUCAAAAGAUGGACAAUAUAUUUUAGCAACUGGAACAUAUAAACCUCGGGUUCGAUGCUAUGACACCUAUCAAUUAUCCUUGAAGUUUGAAAGGUGUUUAGAUUCAGAAGUUGUCACCUUUGAAACAUUGUCUGAUGACUAUUCAAAGAUUGUCUUCUUACAUAAUGAUAGAUACAUUGAAUUCCACUCCCAGUCGGGCUUUUACUACAAAACCAGAAUACCGAAGUUCGGGAGGGACUUCUCCUACCAUUAUCCGUCCUGCGACUUGUACUUCGUUGGCGCAAGCUCUGAAGUUUAUAGGUUAAACCUAGAACAAGGACGGUACCUAAAUCCUCUACAAACUGAUGCUGCGGAGAAUAAUGUUUGUGACAUAAAUUCAGUGCACGGCUUGUUUGCCACAGGAACAGUAGAGGGUCGAGUGGAGUGCUGGGACCCACGGGUUCGAAGCAGAGUUGGCCUGUUGGACUGUGCGUUAAGUAGUGUCACAGCAGAUUCGGAGGUGAACAGUCUACCAACCAUCUCUGCUUUGAAAUUUAACGGUGCCUUGACCAUGGCAGUUGGAACAUCCACAGGGCAGGUCUUAUUAUAUGAUCUUCGCUCGGAUAAGCCACUGCUAGUUAAGGAUCACCAGUAUGGGCUGCCCAUUAAGUCGGUCCAUUUCCAGGAUUCUUUAGAUUUGAUUUUGUCUGCAGACUCUCGAAUUAUCAAAAUGUGGAAUAAGAACUCAGGGAAAAUUUUUACUUCCUUGGAGCCAGAACAUGACAUUAAUGAUGUCUGCCUCUAUCCCAACUCAGGAAUGCUUCUUACCGCCAACGAAACCCCCAAGAUGGGCAUCUAUUACAUUCCGGUGCUGGGUCCCGCUCCCAGGUGGUGUUCCUUCUUAGACAACUUGACGGAGGAAUUGGAAGAGAAUCCGGAAAGCACGGUGUACGAUGACUACAAGUUCGUCACCAAGAAAGACCUGGAGAAUUUAGGGCUCACGCAUCUCAUUGGAUCACCUUUUCUCCGGGCAUAUAUGCAUGGAUUUUUCAUGGACAUAAGACUCUAUCACAAGGUGAAAUUGAUGGUAAAUCCAUUCGCUUAUGAAGAAUACAGGAAAGAUAAGAUCCGACAGAAGAUAGAAGAAACACGGGCACAGAGGGUCCAAUUAAAGAAAUUGCCAAAAGUUAACAAAGAGCUGGCACUUAAAUUAAUCGAGGAGGAGGAGGAGAAGCAAAAAUCUACGUGGAAAAAGAAAGUUAAGAGCCUUCCUAAUAUUCUCACCGACGAUCGGUUUAAAGUUAUGUUUGAGAACCCUGACUUCCAAGUAGACGAAGAGAGUGAAGAAUUUAGGCUUUUGAAUCCACUUGUUUCAAAAAUUAGUGAAAAAAGGAAGAAGAAGCUAAGACUCUUAGAGCAACAAGAACAUCCUGACAAGGAAGAGGAGGAAGAGCCGGAAGGAAGACCGAGCGAUGCGGAAAGCUCUGAGAGCUCCGAUGAUGAAAAGGGCUGGGUCGAAGAGGUCAGGAAGCAGCGCCGGCUGCUGCAGCAGGAGGAGAGGGCGAAGCGGCAGGAGCGGCUCAGGGAGGACCAGCAGACGGUCCUCAGGCCCCAGUUCUAUGAGAUCAAAGCAGGCGAAGAGUUCAGGAGCUUCAGCGAUUCUGCCGCCAAGCAGAGGCUGAUGAACAAAACCCUAGAAGAUCGGCUGAAACUUGAAGCAAAAAAUGGGACGUUGAAUGUAUCCGACACCACAGUUGGCAGCAAGCAGCUGACAUUCACGUUAAAGAGGUCUGAGCAGCAGAAGAAGCAGCAGGAGGCCGAGAAAAUGCACCGACAGGAGAGGAAAGCGCUGCGUCGCCCGGCCGGCCACCUCAAGUCCAGGCGCAAGCGAGGGCGGCCCUUUCCCUGAGAGGAUGGACAGCACGGACUCGGGAGCUCCGUCCUCCGCUGGUCAUCGGGAGCACGCGGUGUCCACUCCCGCCUCCAGGGUCAAGACGGGCAACCUGUCCCAACGCCUUCGGGUCAGAGCGGCAUGCCAGGGCGCAAAAGGUGUGCUCCUCCCCCUGAAGAUCGCCCUUUUCCCGGUUUUCAUCCAGUGGACCAGGUGGUUGGUUUUUCACCUUGUGACUGUGAACCAUGACCGGGGGGUCCUGUGCUGACAGUGAAGGCUGAGCCUGUCCCCGAGCUUCCUCUCAGGCCGCCUCUCACAGUGCACCGCCCGGAGCACGCGUGGCUCAGCUCCUGUGCAGCCUUGGUCAUGUGUGUGUGUGUGUGUAUGUGUGUAUGAGUGAGCUCAUGUGUGUAUGUGUAUGUGUGUGUGUGUGUGUGUGUGUGUGAGCUCAUGCGUGUAUGUGUGUGCAUGUGUACGUGUGUGUGUGUGAGUAUGCUGGUAGGUGUGCUGCUGGUCUAUAUAUCAGUUCGGGAUUUUUAAAAAAAUAUUUUUAUACCAAGAGAAUAUAAAGUAAUGGUAAUAACCUAAAACAAGAAAUGAAAGCGACUGGGUGUUCUUUUAUACUCAGCUCAAGAUUACAUUCAGACUUUUUUAUGUUUCUCACCUGCAUAGAGAGAAACUGGCUGGAGAAAACAUUUAUAAAAAUAAAAAUAAAUACGCGUGUUUGAACAGCUUCUUUAAAAA